Messenger RNA from Cooperia oncophora, 1512 nucleotides. The record is from the annotation of a GenBank genome assembly. NCBI's taxonomy places the organism in Eukaryota, Metazoa, Nematoda, Chromadorea, Rhabditida, Trichostrongylidae.
AUGCAAACAGAUCUCAAUAUCCGCCAUCGAGGCCGAACUAUCGGCAGCAAAGUGACGACAUUUAGCAAACUGACAAUACUUUACGUUGAAUUUCAGUACUUCCCUCGUACUGCUCGAGCACCAAAUCAGGCUCGUAUGAUCGAGGCGCAGCACUCAGGAGAGGCUAUGCGUGAGGCGUUGAUGAGGAUGAUAGCGAACGAGUAUUCCGUGGCCAGAUAUCCUGACUGGCCGAAUUUAUCCCAUCUUUACGUGGACGGAACUACCACAUACGGACAGCUCUGGGAAGGUGUGCCAGAAUCUGUUGAUUAUUUGGCGAUCAUCUUCGAAGAAUAUGAUGGCAUCGGAGUACAGUUCAUUUUGGAUCUCUCAUCUCGAUCACGAAUGCUGGGAGCACGACGUGCGCUCUCAAACUCGCUACUUGUUGGGAUGCUAAGAAUCGUUGAGUUCCCUACUGUUGCACUCUUCAGGAGGGAUCAUCAGCAAGCACUGUACAUGAUGAAAUUCUCUAAUUCCACUUACACUGAUUUGGACCGAAUAAUCAUGAGAGAUGCUCAUCUACCGCCAGGGUUCACCGUUAUGCCCACCACAACAAUGCCACCUCUGACGACCACUCCACCUCCGAUCAUAGACUGCGUACGCUUCCCAGACAGGUGUCGCGAGAUGUUCUACGUGUCAGAGACGGACAUGCUGAAAGCGAUGCGAAUGGCGCUGUACGACGAAGUGAUCCGAACCCCGGGUUACAUUCAGAACGAAAAUCUCACUGGUCUUCUCGAUUUCGUCACUCUACUUUCUAAUCACUUCCCUGUCCUUUCAUUUUCGAACGAAAUUCGUCGAUCUAAGCGAACCACAUCCACGAUUUUGAAAAACAGCGAACGCGCUCGAUUGGUCUUCAUACACAUGAGAGAGUACCUGGAAUCGCGCAAACCUCGGAAUGCAGUACCUGUCGAAGAAUACAGAAGACAGUUUGAAAAUGUUGAACCUAUUUUAGCGUGUGUACGCGCAUCCGUUCCCCGUCAACGCUUCAUGGCAACAUUGCAAGGGAACAUUGCCAACGUUCAGGGGCUACACUUGCGGGUUAUGGACAACAUUCCACGCGCUUACAGUGCACACACGUACAUUGACACAAUCAAGGACAGCAACGUAAAUGCGUUGAAGCCUCUCAAAAGUAUUCAGGGAUGGGUACGCGGAUUCUUCGGCUGUCAACACUGCAAAAACCAUUUCAUGAACAUGACCACUAAUAUAUUACCGAUGACUGAACGACGAGUUCGACAUCCACAGGAUAUGAUGACGUAUUUGUGGAGAGCGCACAACAUCGUUAAUAACCGUCUCCACGGUGAUCCUUCAGAGGACCCACAAUUCACAAAAGUCCAGUUCCCACCGCCGUAUCUCUGCCCAACUUGCCACGCUGGAGGACAGUUCAGCAGACGUCAGGUCCGCAAUUUCCUGCUACGAUACUACGGAAACAUCAAGCCGCAUAACCGCCUCAGAAACCGUCAACUUGCGUUUUUCUGA